This is a messenger RNA of Zychaea mexicana, 507 nucleotides long. RefSeq lists its product as uncharacterized. The record is from RefSeq and is a predicted model, not a curated record. The coding region runs from base 1 to 507 and encodes 168 amino acids. NCBI's taxonomy places the organism in Eukaryota, Fungi, Mucoromycota, Mucoromycetes, Mucorales, Lichtheimiaceae. The transcript is spliced from 5 exons.
AUGCUUAGCAGCAGUGAUCUACAAAUGUCAGCUAUUGUCCGGGAUAGUAGUGCUGACAUCGUCUGUGUCACUGUUGGUCUCACUAGCUUCAUCAUUGUCAUUACUGCUGGCCACUUAGUCUUCAUUAUCGCUGCUGGCAACUUCACUGUCGUUGUCAUCUUCAUCGUCGCUGCUACUGUACAUUAUGUUAUCAUCAGCGGCAUCUACAUCAUCUCUUUCACUAUCUACAGCUACGAUUGCACUUGCAUCGCCUUUGUCUCACUCCUCUUUAAUUUCCCAGCUAAAUGGUCGUUUUCGUGUCUCAGUUUUGCCAUCUUUGCCCAUGAUAUCAUGUUUUUGAUGAUGCUACACGCUUGGUUCGUUACUGUAGGGGAAGCAUUGAGUAGCGACUUCCGAUACUCUUUCAACAGCUUCAUCGGUUUGGCUUUAUCAGAGAAGGGUGUUGAGUCACCAUUUGGCGAGCUUAAAAUGUUCUGGAUGUUUUUUGGAGAUAUAUCGACAAUCUAG